ACCGACUGGAAAAUGGAGAGACAACACAUGUCUGCGUUUGCUUUGUAUAAGACGUUGUCAACAGACCUGCCUGCUCCUCCUCCUGCUAAAAAGCCUUCACUGCAGGUGGCAGCCAAGAAGAAAAAGAAAAAGGAGAAUGGGGUUGCAGUCACUAAAACCAUCACUGUUAAAGCACAGAUAAAGACUGAAAAUAAGAAAAUAAGAAAGAAGGUGCCAAAGUGUGCAAAAAAAGAAGAGAGCCUCAAGAGAAUGACAGAUGAGGACGAAGAGUGUGUAAAUGGAGAUGGUGAGUCACUAGAUGCUCUGCUGGUCCAGCUGGCGGGAGUCAACAACAGCAGGGAGAGAGCGAGCCAACUUUUCCAGUGGAUUAUCAGUCCGAUCCCUGCCAAGGCCUUCUUCAGGGAUACUUGGGAAAAGAAGCCUAUUCUCGUUCAGCGUAGAAAUCCAAAUUACUACAAGGGACUGUUCUCCACAGCAGAGUUUGAUCGCAUACUCAGACAGGAUGAUGUUCAGUACGGAGUGAACCUGGAUGUCACGAGCUACACUAAUGGCAAGAGGGAGACGCACAAUCCUCCAGGGAGAGCUCUGCCCUUCACUGUGUGGGACUUUUAUGAGAGUGGCUGCUCCCUCCGCUUGCUGAAUCCCCAGGCUUUCUCCUCCACAGUGUGGAACGUGCUGUCCAACCUUCAAGAGCAGUUUGGCAGCAUGGCAGGAGCCAACGUAUACCUGACACCUGCUGGAACACAAGGGUUCGCGCCACAUUAUGAUGACAUUGAGGCAUUUGUGGUUCAGCUGGAGGGGAAGAAGCAUUGGAGAGUGUACAACCCCAGGACAGAAGAUGAGGUCUUGCCUGUGCUUUCAAGUCCCAACUUCGAUCAGGCAGAGAUCGGGAAGCCAAUCCUGGAAGUGGUGUUAGAAGCAGGCGAUCUCCUCUACUUCCCCAGAGGAUUCAUUCACCAGGGCGACUGCCUGCCAGACGUUCACUCCCUGCACAUCACCAUCUCCUCCUUCCAGAAGAACAGCUGGGGGGAUCUGCUACAUAAGGUGGUUCCAGCAGCACUGGAAAUAGCAAUGGAGGAGGAUGUGGAGUUCAGACAGGGUUUACCUCUGGAUUACCUGACAUACAUGGGAGUACAGAAUUCUGACAAGGAUGAUCCACGCAGGACAAAGUUCUUUUCAAGAAUUGAGAACCUGAUGAAGAAGCUUAGAAAUUACGCCCCGAUAGACGCCGCCGUGGAUCAGAAAGCAAGACACUUCCUCCACGACUGCCUGCCUCCCAUGCUCACUUCAGAGGAAUUAGCCAGCAGUGUGCAAGGAGCCCCCGUUAGGUGGGAGCGUGGGAAGGUUAUGGACCCAGGUUCACGUAUCACAAGCCAGACCCGUGUCAGACUCAUCCGUGCCGGCUGUGCUAGGUUAUGCAGUGAUGGAGACACUGUUCAUCUUUACUACACCACAGACAACUCCAGAGUUUACCACAAAGAGGAGCUCAAGAGUUUCGAAAUAAAGCCAGAGCACACAGAUGCCAUAGAGUCCCUCAUCCAUUCAUAUCCCAAAUUUGUGAGUGUAGGAAGCUUCCCGUGUGAUUUUGCAGAGAACAAGAUCUCUUUGGCUGAGCUGCUUUUUGAGAGGGGGAUUAUCCACACCGCAGCACGUCUGUAGCGGCCGCACGUUCUUUUAUUCGUGCAUGAAUGGAUUCAAAUUGUCUUCGUAUAUCUUUUAAUGCUUAACACUUCUCGCCCCGUGUUGUCUUCAUUGGCUCUACUGGAGUGGUCGUGCUGACUGAAGUCAUUUAUCAAUUUUCUUGCCGU
Messenger RNA from Scomber scombrus (Atlantic mackerel), 1808 nucleotides. It is a transcript of the gene riox1, whose product is annotated as ribosomal oxygenase 1. Gene Ontology annotation, molecular function: histone H3K4 demethylase activity; histone H3K36 demethylase activity. The transcript has 15 exons. Gene Ontology annotation, cellular component: nucleolus. Bases 13 to 1659 code for a protein of 548 amino acids. The record is from RefSeq and is a predicted model, not a curated record. Lineage: Eukaryota; Metazoa; Chordata; Actinopteri; Scombriformes; Scombridae.